Onychostoma macrolepis is the source of this 1222-nucleotide messenger RNA. RefSeq names its product type-4 ice-structuring protein LS-12-like. Lineage: Eukaryota; Metazoa; Chordata; Actinopteri; Cypriniformes; Cyprinidae. Gene Ontology annotation, cellular component: extracellular region. The transcript has 4 exons. The record is from RefSeq and is a predicted model, not a curated record. Gene Ontology annotation, molecular function: lipid binding. Gene Ontology annotation, biological process: lipid transport; lipoprotein metabolic process. The coding region runs from base 733 to 1125 and encodes 130 amino acids.
CCUUCUCUAAUAUUACUUUCAUAUAUUCUAAUCCCAAUUGACAAAGAAUAAAAGCAAUGAAACAUAAGUAAAACAAAACAGCAUUUCAUAGACCAUGCUGCCAGUGUCACACAGUCUGCUUUCUUCCUAAUUUUACUGCAUUAAAAUAUUUUAUGCAUGCAAAGUCAGACUAAAAGACAGUCAUGAGACAGUUUCAUACAAUAAAAGAAAGAAAAAGAAAAAAAGCCUGGAAGUACAAUGAGGUUUAGGUAAAGGCCGUGAUGAAGUAAAUAAGUAAAUAAAACUAAAUAUUAACAUAUUCACAUUAUCUCACUGUCACUGAAAUCACUUUACAAGCAGUUUUGGGCAUCAAUUUAUUUGAAACAGAUUCCAAAACAGUAUUUUCUUUUCUUAAACAGAAAAAAACAAACAAAUUUCUGUGUACAAAAUAAGCUGGUUUAUUUCUGAACACACUGAAGACAGUUCAGGAUCGUCUGCAGUAUCGUCUUUAAAACUGAUGAAACGCCACAAAAAUGCACAAACACAGAUUACUAUUGAACUCUGAUUCAAUCACUUCAGUGUCAGGUCAAGCCUAAAGGUUGGAUGAUUUCAUCAGCACAGGUCACCCUUUGAACGGGUGCAAUCCCAGCAUCCCGGGACUAUAAAAACCCAUGGAUUGUUAGAGAACUCACCAUCACAACAUCAGGCCUAAGAACCCCUGGAUACAAGGCAAAUCUCACCCAACCUGCAACCAUGAAAUUCUCCCUCAUCGCCAUCCUUCUUGUUGCUCUGGCCAUUGGCUCCGAGUCAGCUUCUCUGGUCAAGAGAGACGCUCCUGCUGAGCUGGAGAAGAUCGCCAAGUACUUCCAGGAUCUCGUGGACAACCUGAAGAACGUUGAGGGCCCUGAGCUGGCCAACAAGGCCAAUGCUUACUUUGAGCAGAGCAGAGCCCAGUUCCAGCCCAUGGUUGAGAAGCUCCAGGAGCAGCUGAAGCCCCUCUCCGGCAACAUUGAAGACCACAUCAAGCCUCUGGCCGCCUCCGUCCAGGCUCAGGUCGCCCCCCUGGCCGGCAUGAUCCAGACCCAUGUUGAAGAUGUCCUCAAGUUUGUGGCUGACAAGAGCAAAGCCAUCCUGCCUCCCCAGUAAAACCACAGGAAUCCUUCUUAGUUCUCUUCAAAUUUUGUUAUCUUUAUGUAUAUUUAAAAUAAUAAAAACAGUGACAUCUCCUUUUUUUCUCUUUUUU